Molecule: messenger RNA, 669 nt
Organism: Solanum lycopersicum (tomato)
Lineage: Eukaryota; Viridiplantae; Streptophyta; Magnoliopsida; Solanales; Solanaceae
Product: protein PHLOEM PROTEIN 2-LIKE A9
Source: RefSeq, a predicted model, not a curated record
AUAUACAUAUCACAUAUCACUUAAAUCUACACAUUAUUCUUUGUAACUUUGUGAGUAAUUAGUACAAAUCAAAUGGCUUCAAGAUCUCUUCACUAUCAAGGCAACCACACAUUCUCUAAAACACAAAAGGGUUAUAUAGUUUAUCCGAAAGCUCUUAGUAUUGUUUGGGGAAAUGAGAAACGCUUUUGGAAGUUACCAAAAUACGAAAAGGAUGAUGCAGAACUUAUACAGGUAAAUUGGUUGGAAGUAACUGGUUGCAUCGACGAUAUUAAUAUAACAAAGAAAACAUCAUACAACAUUGAAUUUACAAUGUCAUUGAUGACUGAUGCGUUCGGUUGGAACAACUCACCAAUAUAUCUUAUGGCUAAAUGGGGAGAUAAUACUCAAUGGAGAAAGGUAAAUUUGGCAACUAAGACUAAUGACAAAAAGAUGAUAUCAGAAACUAUUACUAUCAUAAAAGGAAAAGGGAACAAUACUGAUAAGAUUUAUUUUGGAUUGUAUGAAGUUUGGAACAAAAAGUGGAAAGGAGGUCUCAAAAUCCAUUCAGUAAACUUGACAGAGAUCUAGCUAGAUAUUGAUUUAGUUGUACUACAAAGAAAAUUGUAGGACCAAAAUAAUUUGUCGAUUAUUGUUAUAUCAUAAAUGAAACUCAUAUGUUAAACUCAAUUA